AUGGCAAAAGCAGCAAUUACGCAAUUGCUGUCUUCUACUGCUAAUGCUACUACUAGUAGCAGUAAUAGAAGUAGAAGUAGUAAUAGUAAUAACAGUAGUAAUAGUGGUAGCAGUAAUAGUAGUAGGAGUAGUAAUAGUGGUAGUACUAGUAGCAGUAGUAGUAGUAGUGACAGUAAUAGUGGUAGCAGUAAGAAUAGUAGUAGUGCUAGCAGCAGUAAUAGUAGUAGCAGUAUUAACAGUAGUGUUAAUAGUAAUAGUAGUAGUACUAGUAGCAGUAAUAGUAGUAGCAGUAUUAACAGUAGUAUUAAUAGUAGUAAUAGUAGUAGUACUAGUAGCAGUAGUAUUACUAGAAGCAGUACUACUAGUAGUACUAGUAGUACUAGUAGCAGUAGAAGUAGUAAUAGUAAUAACAGUAGUAAUAGUGGUAGCAGUAAUAGUAGUAGGAGUAGUAAUAGUGGUAGUACUAGUAGCAGUAGUAGAAGUAGUGACAGUAAUAGUGGUAGCAGUAAGAAUAGUAGUAGUGCUAGCAGCAGUAAUAGUAGUAGCAGUAUUAACAGUAGUAUUAAUAGUAAUAGUAGUAGUACUAGUAGCAGUAAUAGUAGUAGCAGUAUUAACAGUAGUAUUAAUAGUAGUAAUAGUAGUAGUACUAGUAGCAGUAAUAGUAGUAGCAGUAAAAAAUUAACCGAAAAAAGUCCUCAAGCAACAAGCAAAAUAUUUUGA
Leptopilina heterotoma is the source of this 720-nucleotide messenger RNA. RefSeq lists its product as uncharacterized. Lineage: Eukaryota; Metazoa; Arthropoda; Insecta; Hymenoptera; Figitidae. The coding region runs from base 1 to 720 and encodes 239 amino acids. The record is from RefSeq and is a predicted model, not a curated record. The transcript is spliced from 2 exons.